Molecule: messenger RNA, 1218 nt
Organism: Myotis brandtii (Brandt's bat)
Lineage: Eukaryota; Metazoa; Chordata; Mammalia; Chiroptera; Vespertilionidae
Product: homeobox protein TGIF2
Exons: 1
Coding region: 101-814 (237 amino acids)
Biological process (GO): regulation of transcription by RNA polymerase II
Molecular function (GO): RNA polymerase II cis-regulatory region sequence-specific DNA binding; DNA-binding transcription factor activity, RNA polymerase II-specific
Source: RefSeq, a predicted model, not a curated record
CCUUUGGGGGGACCCAGCUUCCUAGGAUCCCACCACGGCAGAUGGGCCGCCCCUGGCCCUGCCGGGGCUUGCCUGAGGUCCAGCUUAGCCCUUAGACAUCAUGUCAGACAGUGAUCUGGGUGAGGAUGAAGGCCUCCUCUCCCUGGCAGGCAAGAGGAAGCGCAGAGGGAACCUGCCCAAGGAGUCAGUAAAGAUCCUCCGUGACUGGCUGUACUUGCACCGCUACAAUGCCUACCCCUCUGAGCAGGAGAAGCUAAGCCUUUCUGGACAAACCAAUCUGUCUGUGCUACAGAUAUGUAACUGGUUCAUCAACGCUCGGCGGCGGCUUUUCCCAGACAUGCUUCGGAAGGAUGGCCAAGACCCCAACCAAUACACCAUUUCCCGCCGAGGGGGCAAGGCCUCAGAUGUGGCCCUCCCCCGUGGCAGCAGCCCCUCGGUGCUGGCUGUGUCUGUACCAGCCCCCACCAAUGUGCUCUCCUUAUCUGUGUGCUCCAUGCCACUCCACUCAGGCCAGGGGGAAAAGCCAGCAGCUCCCUUCCCACAAGGGGAGCUAGAACCCCCCAAGCCCCUGGUGACCCCUGGCAACACUCUCACCCUGCUGACCAGGGCUGAAGCCGGAAGCCCCACCGGUGGACUCUUCAACACACCCCCACCCACACCCCCAGAGCAGGACAAGGAGGACUUCAGCAGCUUCCAGCUACUGGUGGAGGUGGCACUACAGAGGGCUGCUGAGAUGGAGCUUCAGAAGCAGCAGGACCUAUCGCUGCCGUUACUGCACACUCCCAUCCCCUUCGUCUCUGAAAACCCCAAGUAGGCAUCUGCCCACAGGGGUGCUCGAGGCUCGAGCCAGCUGUCCUGGGUUUCUGUUUUGGUUCCCUUUCAUACAGAGUUUUCUUUGGUUCACUGCCAAACAUCAGGAUCAUCUCCUCUGUCCAGGAUCUUCAGCAGGAAGACACCAGCUGGUGUCACUGCACUGUGAUGGGGACCUCCUCUGCUGACUGCCUUUCUCCAGGCCUCCUCAGGUGAUGAGACCAAGAGAGUGGAGACAGGCAUGGUGCUGCUACUUCUCCAGAGAACCCACAGGACACCUUUGUUCCAGCUGCUUUCCUGGGCUGCACACAGGAAACCUGCCAAGUUCAGACCUAUGUUGGGUCCAGGUUGUCCCUGAGCUGGCUGCUCUGUUAAGCAGUGUGGACAUUCCUAGUUCUUAAGUGUGAA